This is a messenger RNA of Penicilliopsis zonata CBS 506.65, 705 nucleotides long. RefSeq lists its product as hypothetical. NCBI's taxonomy places the organism in Eukaryota, Fungi, Ascomycota, Eurotiomycetes, Eurotiales, Aspergillaceae. The coding region runs from base 1 to 705 and encodes 234 amino acids. The record is from RefSeq and is a predicted model, not a curated record. The transcript is spliced from 6 exons.
AUGUUCUACUCUACAACAGAGUCCUGGGGCCCUUCUCUGAACCAGGCUAAGAUCGAACCCGUCAAAAUGGCAUCGACCGGUCUCGAAGACGCAAUGAGAGGUCUUCGUUUUUCCAAACCUGCGCCGAGACCGAAUAUUCCGCAAUCUGGGAGUUACUAUAAAGGCGGCGGCCGUUAUAAGAAUAAAGGCGAAGCUCGCAACGCACGAAAUGUAUCUACUCAAACAGUUGAUAUCCAAACCAAUCUCCUCUCCCUUUCGAACGAGUCAGAGCUCCUGCGCAGAAUCCUCCGCGGCAGCAUCCUCGUUCGAGACAGCCAAACCAUCAGUCAAAUCCAAAUGGCGCCCCUCGGAGACGUUGCCGACUUCCCAAUAACAAUCCUCCGCGACAGCCACGGCCAUCAAUGUAAACCUAGGACUACCAUCGCUCGUCGGCGGAGACGUCGCACCCCGUUCGAGCCCCGGGAUGGUGACAUUGAAAUGAUUGACGCACCACCUACUUCUCUUUCAAAUCCAAUUGACACGGACGUCAUCAUGAAGGAUGCCCCUCGUCUACGUACACGUUCAUAUACCCGCAAGAAUAAGGGUUUCAAUAUGUCCUGGGGAGCCGUAGCACUGCAGAGUCAGACUACCGCAUUCAUCCAACCUGCCAACUUUGGCAGUCAGAGCAUCGAAGACGUCGAAAUGACGGAUGCUCCCCCUCUGUGA